UUCUUAGCCGACUUCCACAAACACGUGUACCAAGUCAAACCAAAUGUGCCCAAACCAAACUUAGAUACUUUCACUUUUCAUCUCUAGUCCACACAACAUUAUAUAUAAUUAAAAUAAAUAUAUCAAAUUAAAGUGAUUAUCGACUUCUUCACUCUUCUUCAACUCUUUCUCAUCUCUCGACACGCAACUUCCUUCCUCUUCAGACUCCUCUGACUUUACUAUAUAUAACACACACACUUUCAUUUCUUGUUUCUUCAAAUCAAAUCUUUUCAUUUACAAUUAUCUUUCUUCUCAAUUUAGAACUUAGUAGCUAGUCUUCAAGAUAAUGGCACUUGAAACUCUUACUUCUCCAAGAUUAUCUUCUCCGAUGCCGACUCUGUUUCAAGAUUCAGCACUAGGGUUUCAUGGAAGCAAAGGCAAACGAUCUAAGCGAUCAAGAUCUGAAUUCGACCGUCAGAGUCUCACGGAGGAUGAAUAUAUCGCUUUAUGUCUCAUGCUUCUUGCUCGCGACGGAGAUAGAAACCGUGACCUUGACCUGCCUUCUUCUUCGUCUUCACCUCCUCUGCUUCCUCCUCUUCCUACUCCGAUCUACAAGUGUAGCGUCUGUGACAAGGCGUUUUCGUCUUACCAGGCUCUUGGUGGACACAAGGCAAGUCACCGGAAAAGCUUUUCGCUUACUCAAUCUGCCGGAGGAGAUGAGCUGUCGACAUCGUCGGCGAUAACCACGUCUGGUAUAUCCGGUGGCGGGGGAGGAAGUGUGAAGUCGCACGUUUGCUCUAUCUGUCAUAAAUCGUUCGCCACCGGUCAAGCUCUCGGCGGCCACAAACGGUGCCACUACGAAGGAAAGAACGGAGGCGGUGUGAGUAGUAGCGUGUCGAAUUCUGAAGAUGUGGGGUCUACAAGCCACGUCAGCAGUGGCCACCGUGGGUUUGACCUCAACAUACCGCCGAUACCGGAAUUCUCGAUGGUCAACGGAGACGAAGAGGUGAUGAGUCCUAUGCCGGCGAAGAAACUCCGGUUUGACUUCCCGGAGAAACCCUAAACAUAAACCUAGGAAAAACUUUACAGAAUUCAUUUUAUAGGAAAUUGUUUUACUGUAUAUACAAAUAUCGAUUUUGAUUGAUGUUCUUCUUCACUGAAAAAUUAUGAUUCUUUGUUGUAUAAUUGAUGUUUCUGAAAAAGAUAUAACUUUUUAUUGUUUCACACGUAUCAAAAUUUGCUUGGAUACAUCAUACAUAAUAAGAGAGCAUAUCGAAAGUGACUAAUUUACGGGCCAGUUUGUUAAUCCGUUGGACUAGCCUACUU
This is a messenger RNA of Arabidopsis thaliana (thale cress), 1305 nucleotides long. RefSeq names its product 6 (gene ZAT6). NCBI's taxonomy places the organism in Eukaryota, Viridiplantae, Streptophyta, Magnoliopsida, Brassicales, Brassicaceae. Gene Ontology annotation, molecular function: DNA-binding transcription factor activity; transcription cis-regulatory region binding. The transcript has a single exon. Bases 326 to 1042 code for a protein of 238 amino acids. The record is from RefSeq and is marked reviewed. Gene Ontology annotation, biological process: regulation of DNA-templated transcription. Gene Ontology annotation, cellular component: nucleus.